AUGGCCGAAUUUAUGCCUUCAAAGGUGUUCAAAGAUCGUAGGGAAUCAAGGGAAGUAGACUAUCGGGCCUUAUAUCGGUUUAGUAAAGUUAAAAUAACUAUUGGUGCUAUCGACUGCACCCAUAUACCUAUUCUGAAGCCGUUUAUGCAUGCCGACAAAUAUGUGAACAGAAAGAACUUUGCUAGUAUAAAUGUACAAGCAACGUGCAAUUCAAACGAAGAGUUCACAAGUGUGGAUGUUUCUUGGCCAGGAUCUGUACACGACUCUCGGAUAUGGAAGAAUUCUGAUAUAUACAACGUUAUGAAAUGGAAUAGGGCUAGUGCUGUUUUGUUGGGAGACUCUGGGUAUGGUAUAGCUUCUUGGCUCAUGACUCCUUUUAGGAUUGCAGAAACAUCAGAACAAACAUCAUAUAAUCGGCUGUUUACGAGAGAACGAGUUAUAAUAGAGAGAUGUUUCGUUCAACUAAAACAGCGUUUUCCCAUUCUACAUAACAAAAUACGCGUCGAUACAGAAAAAGUGCCCUCCCUUGUCAUGAGAUGUUUUAUCUUGCAUAAUGUGGCUAAGCACCUUAAUGAUAAAGAUUUUGCUGUUUAUAUACCGGGAGAUGGCGAACAAGAAGAAAUACAUAACCAACAUACUGCCGACUAUGCAAAUGGAGUGAUACGUCAAAGAGUUAGACAAAAAAUGUUCGAUUCUCUUGGGCUCAACGAAAAUGUUUCUCAUACUUACACAAAUACGAUAGAAGCGGCGGGUUACAAAUUUAACAGUAAAAUGAGCGAUGUUCGGAACAAUGGUUGGCAGGUCUCGUCUUUUCUGGCAGCCACAUCGUUAAUCAAGUGUUCGGAAAUGGAUUGUGAUGUCAUACCAACAAAGGCGUUUGCGUCUCUGAUGUUGUUUUGUUUCAUCUGCACAUGCUGCGCGAUGCUGGACCUAUUGUUACUGUGGAAGAGGAAGUGUUGGUACACGAACGGUCUGGAGAGCGAUCACGAAUUGUAUAAUGAUACAACUGUUGAGAAACACAUAUCGAUGAGGCUACUAACAACCAAACCACUUAAACCUCUGUCUUUCUUGAACAGUAUUCAGGUUCCUGCAAAAAAUAAUACCAAAUCAGGAGAACCCGAAAUAUGUGAUGCUAAAGUCAACUUUUCACAGUCUUUACCAGAAGCAUCACAUUUAAAAUUCACUAAUGCCCCAGAGUCCGCCAAGUUAAGUUUUGGUACAGCCACGUGUUUCAAGCUUGUCGAAGUUGUUACCCUUGUAAAGGCGUGA
Messenger RNA from Acanthoscelides obtectus, 1269 nucleotides. Lineage: Eukaryota; Metazoa; Arthropoda; Insecta; Coleoptera; Chrysomelidae. The record is from the annotation of a GenBank genome assembly.